AUAUAUUUGCAUAUUUAUGAAAUGACCGAAAAUUAAAUUCAUAAAUUAACUAUUCAGACUUACGAUAAAUAAAAAUUGGUUGUCUAUCACGUAUUCUUCAACUGACAGACAAGAAAUAUCCACACCAAAGAAUAUAAAACGAAAGUGGUUUGAAGGGAAGAAUCUUCUAUAAUUUCAUCAAUUAUAAUUUGUUACAAGGCUAAACUGUGUUGAUUGAAUUGAACGACGUGUGCAGUAACAAAUUUUGACAGUUUACACCUAAGUCAAUCCAGUAACAAAGUGACAAUUCCGGUUUUUUCGUCUGGUUUUAAUCUCAGUUACAGCAUUAAAGGACAUUCAUGGCCACAUAUUUGAAUGUGGCGCUUAAAUACAGAUUCUUAUAGAUAAUGAAACUUUACUGUUAACAGAUCCUUGUACAGGACGUUUGGAUUGAAUGCUGUGUACACAUGAUAUACGUAAACGUGGGAUUGAAUUAUAUCUUAUAUUCAUUUAUUCAAUCUAAUGAAGUUGACCGAAAUUUUAUCCAGUAACUAACUAUAUCCAAAUUAAUUUAUUCAUUUUAUUUAAUGAUUAAUAACGAUGAAAAAACAUAUUUGUAUAACAAUAAACUUCGGAAUUAAAAAAGAAAGCAGGAACGUGAACCUAAAUGUGCUGGCUAAUCUCACAUAAUCUUCAAGACGAGCAUGUGAUCACAGAAGGGAAGAAAAAAGUGAAACUGUUUGAAAUGAAUCCGUGAAGAAUUACUUAAUAAUGGAGCGUAAUUUAAAAUGAAAUUACAUCACGUUUCUGUUUUUUUUUUUUUGCAUUUAUCUAUAAUGAACGGCAACAUAAAUAUAAUAAAAACUUUAAUAAGCCCACAGAUUACUUUAAUUCUGAUAUCUGAAGGAAAUGUUAAGUGCAGCGUUUCGUUUGGGCCAACGUAGGAGAGUUACUUUAUAAUUGUGUAAUACAAGAGGGUAAUUUUCUUCCAUAUUUUAUUUUGUAGCAGCAGAAUAAUUUAUAUCCCGAUUUCUGGCUAUUUAUAUUAGAUGGAAAAUGCGACAAAGAAAGGGUAUUAUUUCAUAAUUACUAAAAUUUAAAACAAAAUAUUAACACAACAGAAUCUAAUUACCCCAGUCGUACCUUUCCUCAAACUGUGUUCUCAGCGUAUUGAAAAUUCAAUGCGACGCUAAAGGCGGAGUGCUGAAUGACUUUAAGUGUGGACAACACAACACAGAGUGUGGUCAUUCAAUUAAACUUUCAACCGAAUUAUCUUGAAGUAGAAGAGCUGUGUCGAUUGGUGACAUCGAGGUUCGAAGUCAUGUCCCCAGGGUUCAAUGGGAUCGCCAAGUGGGGGCCAAUUGUGCUCUGUAUCGUUAUCUUCAGCCUGCUUCUCCAGGAAGCAUGGACCCGUCCUCGACUUCGACACAGCCACAGAAAGCUACGGUGCUCCAAAUGUCCGCCAGGUUGGGGUGUGCUGCAGAUGUGCACAGAUAAAACGGACACGGAGUGCGGUCCCUGUGACACAGGUUCAUAUUCGCCGCACCACUCGUACCACACACCUUGCUGGGUCUGUUCGCGAUGUGGCCCCGGGCUCUUUGAGGCCCAUCCUUGUCACCCCUCUGCUGACACAGUUUGUGAUGACUGUUUCCGUAGUGGAGUCUCUCACAACAAGGACUUCAUAUUCAAGUGCCGUCAGAAUGCGACGGAAGGACGCAUUGUUCAUGGUAAAGUGAGACGGAGACAUGAUGAAACAGAAACCGUCACGGCAUUGGAAUCAACAAAUAAUCUGUAGUGAACAGUGACAGAAAUCUGUAGGAUGUGUGGAGUGUGGGCUAGCAUUAAACAUGCCAGGAUUUUUUUUUUCAGGGGACAGCCAAUUUUCCGACGGAGGCUGCUAAAAUAUUUCCUUGUGAGGCCCUAACAUUAGCGAUGCCAGGACUUCUUCCAAAAGGGGCAGUCAGUUUUCUAAGCAGAUAGAAAAUUUAUGUCUAAGCUUAUAUUUAAAAAAGUUAAAAUUAAUUUUACACAUAGCCCUAGGGAAUUCAGAACAGAAA
Messenger RNA from Cryptotermes secundus, 2036 nucleotides. Its product is annotated as tumor necrosis factor receptor superfamily member 14. Lineage: Eukaryota; Metazoa; Arthropoda; Insecta; Blattodea; Kalotermitidae. The coding region runs from base 1187 to 1774 and encodes 195 amino acids. Gene Ontology annotation, molecular function: protein binding. The transcript is spliced from 2 exons. The record is from RefSeq and is a predicted model, not a curated record.